Molecule: messenger RNA, 1086 nt
Organism: Suillus bovinus
Lineage: Eukaryota; Fungi; Basidiomycota; Agaricomycetes; Boletales; Suillaceae
Exons: 8
Coding region: 1-1086 (361 amino acids)
Source: RefSeq, a predicted model, not a curated record
AUGACUACCAAUGUCAUUCCACCAACACCACUGAAGGAUGUUGGCAGCAGUUAUAGCCUUUACAAUCCUCCUCGUUAUCCCUCCCCACAUGAACGUGGCGCUUCUGUCAAUGCAGGAAAUGUCAAUGACCUGUUCUCUGAUCCUCAGGGCAGCAAAGAUGCACCUUCCUUGAUGUCAGGCCAGUCAUUUGUUCCCAGAUGGAAGUCUGCCAACAACAACGUGAUCCUCAAAGCUGCUUUCAUCGAAAUUGAGCAAUCAUUCCUUGAGCUCUCUUGGUCGACAUUCAAUUCCAGUGCAGCAAGUCAUCAACUGGUUCUUGAAAAGUUGUGUUACUUCAAGGAUCACACAGAGCAAGAACUUGCACGUGUUGGGCAUGAGGUUCCUGCAGAUGGAGGCUCUCUGGUUCCAUGGUCGAUGUUAGGUAUGUCGAUUCGGACAAAAUGUUACAACCUCUUCAAAGAGGCCUUUCCAGACACAUACAAAGACAUUCUUAUUGCUGAUAGCACUGCUGCUAAAUUUAGCUUUGAGACCACAAUGGUCAUCUGUGGCAAAAUUGUCAAUCAAGAUGCCUCCCUUGGUCAAGUUCAUACUACACCAGGCACUGCAGAGUUCUGGAGUACACGAUGCCGGGCUGAUGAUGACACUAUCAUUGGUCACCUCAAAGCUCAUGUCUACAAUAAAACUUCACUGACAGUAGUUGAUGAUGCCUUCAACGACUUGCCUGAAUAUAAUGGAGAUGCCUCUUCUCGGGAUGCUGACUCGAUUCCUUCCACCAAAGUUGAGGGUCACGAUGAAUCUCUCCAGUGGCUCAAGAAAGCAAUCGCAAAACAAGUCACUAAACUUGGCGGGAAGUUUGCAUCCGACAAGAACUUCCCCUGGAAAAUGAUGCCCAGCUCCUUAGCCUCUGGCGGCCUGAACAUAGAAGGGUAUCCCGCCCACAAGUGUCUCAUGCUGGGUGAAUCCCAUGAUCCGACAUCAAAGAAUAACAAGGGGAUAGGUGUAUUGAUGUUCAAAGAGGUUGCAGCGCUUGUUGAUGCUUUCAAGGCUGGCACCAUGCGGGUGGUCAAGUCUUCCAGUAUGCUGUAA